This is a messenger RNA of Hibiscus syriacus, 1535 nucleotides long. RefSeq names its product oxidation resistance protein 1-like. Bases 182 to 1288 code for a protein of 368 amino acids. NCBI's taxonomy places the organism in Eukaryota, Viridiplantae, Streptophyta, Magnoliopsida, Malvales, Malvaceae. The record is from RefSeq and is a predicted model, not a curated record. The transcript is spliced from 8 exons.
UAUUAUUUCAAAUAUGUUGCUUUUGUAGCUGAAUUUGGCAGAAGAAGGGGUUUUUUCUUUCACGGAGAAUAUAAAUGGAAUACAGAAUCAGACACCACUCAAAUCGACAAAAAAGGUAGGAAUUUGAGGUGUAAAAACAUAAUCUUUUUUGUGAAUUGGAUUGGAUAACAAAAGCAAGGAAAUGGGAAAGAAAAAAUCACUGAGGAGCAAAGCUGUUCACUUCGUAGCUGAUCUCACCACUGGCCUUCUUAACCCCAUCUCUGAUAAAACCUCCACGCCUUCCCAUCCUCCUCAUGAAAAUGUGAGUGUCUCAAAAACAAGUCAAUCAGAGACUGGGUCAAUCAGCAAGGAGGAUGAUCAUGAUCUAAUUGAUGGCCCUGAUACCUCUUCAUUUACUGCAUUCCUGUAUUCACUCUUGUCUUCUUCGGAAUCAGGUCACAAUUUGAAUCAGGAUGAGCAAAAUGAUAAUCAAGAGGAAGCUGGUGAUUCAUCAGACAACAAAAUGAAAGAGAAUGGUAGAAGGAAAAGCUUGCUUGCUAGGGGUAAGCAAUCGCUUAGAACUCUUUACCAUGCUACUAGGAUCAUUGGAAACAAAAAUCAAGACAAGGGUGACGAUUCUGAUGUCAAAAGUGACAAUGAGGCCAAGUUUGAUGGGCUCGAGAUGAGACAUAUCCAAAAUGUUAAGGAGCCUUUGGCUCUGGGAGAUCUUCCUGAAACUUCUGAACCAUCAUUGCUUCUUACAGAGAAGACAAGAAAUGCUCUUUAUGAAUCACUUCCUGCUAUUGUUCAUGGGAGAAAGUGGUUAUUGCUCUACAGUACAUGGAGGCAUGGUAUAUCACUGUCAACAUUGUACCGGAGAAGCAUGCUCUGGCCUGGCCUCAGUUUGCUGGUUGUUGGAGAUCGUAAAGGUGCAGUGUUUGGUAGUCUGGUUGAAGCACCCCUAAAACCAACUAAUAAGAAAUAUCAGGGAACAAACAGUACCUUUGUUUUCACCAAUCGACCUGGUGACACAGUUAUAUUUCGUCCCACAGGUGCAAAUCGAUAUUUCACUCUGUGUUCCACUGAAUUUCUGGCUGUUGGUGGUGGUGGCCAUUUUGCACUCUAUCUGGAUAGUGAUCUAUUGAAUGGAUCUAGCUCAUACUCGGAAACAUAUGGAAACCCCUGUCUUGCGUUCUCUGAAGAUUUUGAAGUGAAGGAGAUUGAGUUGUGGGGCUUUGUAUAUGGAUCAAAAUACGAGGAAAUACUUGCUUCAAGUAAAACAGAGAUGCCUGGAAUUUGCCGAUGGUAAGAGCACGAGGCUAUUUUAUUUCUGCCUGCAAUCAUCAACUAGCGGAUGGUUUUGACCAUUUGUUACAAUAACCUUUUCACGUGUGUCGACAUAGACAACAACUGGAACUAGAAUCUUUCAGUGUAAAUGUCUUUACUGUUUACUUAUGCCUGUACAUACAUCUGGCAUCAAGCUGAAUAGUGGCUGAAUGUUACUGACAAUAUAUGGAAAAGACAUGUUUCAGCGAAAUUUGCGGGUCACUUUAUUA